Tigriopus californicus is the source of this 1624-nucleotide messenger RNA. RefSeq names its product ankyrin repeat domain-containing protein 40-like. The transcript has 2 exons. Lineage: Eukaryota; Metazoa; Arthropoda; Copepoda; Harpacticoida; Harpacticidae. The record is from RefSeq and is a predicted model, not a curated record. Gene Ontology annotation, molecular function: protein binding. The coding region runs from base 464 to 1234 and encodes 256 amino acids.
UGAACGUCUGUUUACAUAUGCUGAUCAUUUCCCCCCACCGUGGAAGCCUCAGAGGCAUCAGGGGCACUAAUCCCCACUGGGCAGUGGGCACUAGGCAUUGGGCAUGGGGCCCCUUGCCGGGCUUCUGCGCCCUCUAUCGUCCAUGCGUCGAAGUAAACCUGGUGCAUGUCCCUGACGUUCGUGCGUUCGAUGCUCUUGCAGGAGAAAGUGGAAUCCUAAUCAACACUAGCCAAGGGGGAACCUGGUUCAUAAUUCAUGAUCAUUGAUAUUAUGGCUUAAAUCGUCCGUUGGGUCAUACUGGGUCAUCCGGAUCCCCCAUGUCCGUUCAGCCUUAAAGUCCGUCAAGUACGGUGACCACGUGUCUGACGGACUCAAGGCUUAUUGGCCCGACCCAGGUGUCGGUCGGUCUGUGUGUGUUUGUGCCCUGUUGGUAAACUGAGACCGUCCUUGGGCGAAUCAAUCCAUGUUGGUCAUGGAGGAGAAAUUGCGAGAAGCCGCGUGUUUCGGGGAUUUGGACGCGCUGACCACGUUGCUCAACAAGGGCACCAAUAUCAAUGCCCAACACAAGAUCAAUGGCUGGACCGCCUUGCAUUGGGCCGCCAAGCGGAAUAACGCCCAAUGCGUGGACAUUUUAUUGUCGCGUGGGGCGGAAAAGACCAUUCAUAACUCCAAAGGCGAGACCCCGGCCAUGUUGACCACCCAACGCGAGAUUCUCGUCCGAUUCGGUGUCCCCGAACCCGUCAAAAAUGGAGACAGCACGCAUUCACCCCGACCCAAAACACCCAAAACGCCCAAAUCCGAGUCGCAUGGAUCGAAUGCAAAUGCCUCGUUUGUGCCUAAUUAUCUCAAGCAUCCGCCAUUAGCGCACAAAGUGGAUGUGGGCCCGGAUGUGGACAAGCUGCGAUCGCGUUCGGCCGAUGCAUCCCAAGGGGGACUGGUGUCCAGCCCGGCGCAUGCCCCGGUUCGAGCCCCGCCGCCGGUCAAAUCGUACCGGAUCUUGAAGAUUCGAUUGGUGGGCAAGGAGCAUUUUGAUAAGGAUUUCAUUGAGGUGGACAUCCCUAGUCAGGAGUUGUCUUUUCGACGGGUGAUUGACGUGAUUUGCGACGAGUUUUCGGUCAACCCAUUGACGGUGCUCAAAGUGCGGAAGCUGCCCAACACAAAAUUGAGGCGUGAUGUAGAAGUCCAGCGAUUGGCCGACUACCAAGAGUUGGAGGUGGAGAUCGCGGAUAUCUAGGCAUAAUAUUGAUAGUCCAUACGGUGGUGGAUAAUGAUGGCAGGGACUCGCCCGGCGUGUUUGUCUGUAACCCGUGGGGAUCCCUCUCCGCCGUCCCCUCGACUUGAUAUCCCCAUUCCUCUUUUUAUCUCAAUACCGUCAGAUUCAUUGCUUUCACGCCCUCUCUGGUUUGUCCUCCUCCAUUCGUUGUUAUCCCUCUGGAAUCUUUGGAACCUUUGACAUUUAGCUGAGCUGAUCUCGUACCCCCGGUUGUUCGCUCCUACCAGCACCCGCUCAUACAGCAUCAUGAACCUCAUCAAAGUUUGAAUCGACAUUAGGCAGCAUAUAUCGCGGAAUGCCACGCGGAUGUUAGCAAUCACGUUUACCGGAAUAUAGAACUCUUCCACAAUU